Molecule: messenger RNA, 5148 nt
Organism: Daldinia caldariorum
Lineage: Eukaryota; Fungi; Ascomycota; Sordariomycetes; Xylariales; Hypoxylaceae
Exons: 4
Coding region: 452-4609 (1385 amino acids)
Molecular function (GO): ADP binding
Source: RefSeq, a predicted model, not a curated record
GGGCUCGAUCAAUAAGCAAAUCUCGCGUUACGAGACAACCGCAGUGUACACACACCCUGAUGCCAAGGUAGAUAUCGUUCUCGUCCAUGGACUCAACGGCGAUCCGCAGAAGACAUGGACGGCCAAGAAUAACGUCUUCUGGCCUACCGACUUACUUCCAACUUCCCUCAGAGAUGCCCGCGCGAAUAUCCUCGUCUAUGGAUAUAAUGCCGAUGUAUACUCGAAGAAGCACGGGUCAACCCCGAGCGAUAACUUCAUUUACGUACAUGCGCAGACAUUAGUAACGUCCCUCACCCACUAUCGAAAGGACGAGCAAACAUCUCAUAAUCCCAUCGUCUGGGUGUGUCAUAGCCUAGGCGGGAUCUUGGUGAAGCGCGCUCUUUUAUAUUCCAACGACCUAAGGUCCUCGCAGCAUGAAGACUACCGAUCUAUAUAUGUAUCUACGUAUGGUAUGAUCUUCCUGGGUACGCCGCAUACAGGCUCAGAUCUGGCGGCAUGGGGUACGAUGUUGCAGGCAAUGUCAGACGCUGUAGUCCCCAGGACCUUCUUUCAGUCAGAGUCGGUUCUUCUAAAAACGCUCAAAAGAGAUAAUGAAACUUUACAAAACAUCAAUAUUCAUUUCCUCGACAUCUACCAAAGAUUCAAGAUUCUCAUGGCGCACGAAAACCAUAAGUCGGAUCUGAAGGGAACCAGAAUGCUAAUCGUUGACGCUCAUUCCGCUAGUCCCCAACUUCCGGGCGUGACGUAUUUUGCGAUCGAGGCAACUCACUCUGGGAUGUGCAAGUUUGAGAGCAGAAAUGCGCCAGGCUAUAGAACUAUAGCUACCGCCCUUAGAGAUUGGGUUGUGGCCGCACCGGACGUUAUCGCCACACGUUGGAGGGUGGAAGAAGAUGAGAAACUAGCACGGGCUAAGCACGAAAUAGAAGAGAGAAUGAAGCCAUGGAUUGACUCGCAGCGUAUACAGCAGGCUGGCCAAGGAUCCAUUGCACAGCACCAUAAUGAAACUACGUUGCCUUCAACCCCAGAUCCUUCGAAGAUCGAUCACCACCCUAGACGGCUCAUCACCGGCCCAGUGACGCCUAAUCAGCCAUCGGAAGAAGAAUAUUUCCCUUCUCAACAGUCUAAAUCUGAGGAUGACCCCCUUCAAGAACCUCUAUUCGUGAAGCCGACGGUCUUUCGUCCUAACACUCAUUUUAAGGGUCGGGACAAAGAACUGAAGUUACUCCAUAAAAUGCUAAUGGACCGCAAGAGAAGGUCGGUCGGGACUUCUUCUGUCCUGAUUCAAAGUAUGCCUGGCGGUGGUAAGACCCAUCUAGCAAGACAGUAUGUUUUCCAGCAUAGAUAUGACUACCCCGGCGGCGUCUUCUGGAUCAGGGCAAAAUCACUGGAAGAACUAGACUAUGGCUUUUGGGACAUCGCAAAGACGGUAGGCUUAAAUGAGGUCACGUUCCUAGAUAGCAAUGGACUCAUCGAUACGCGCAAGAUGGUUAAGGCCGUUCAUACAUGGCUGAGUACCAACGACAAUUGGCUACUUAUUUUAGAUGGAAUUCAUUUUGACCUUCCAGGCCUUGAGGAUUAUAUUCCAUUUACGAGGAAUACCGGAAUAAUAUAUACAUCAACAGAGCGAACAGCGGGCGAAGAGUACCAGUUUGAUAAUCCUCAGAUUAUAGCGCUGGACUCGUUGACGAAACAAGAAGCCCAGGAACUACUCUUCGAGGAGAUGGGCAAGAGGCAGCCAUACACUCAAGAUGAUUUGAGACGUGCCGAAGAGCUGGUUGAACUAAUGGACCGGUUGCCUCUCAUGAUUCAUGUUGCAGCGCUACAGCUAAAGGCUACCCGAGAACCCCUAGCGAAGUAUCUGAGGUCGUUCCGAAGUCGCCCGAAGGUUGGCAAUCUCCUUGCGUAUCGGGCGGUUCGUGAACAACUAGAGCAUAGAGGUGCCGUCGCCGCACUGAACUUGAUGUCUCUACUGUCUUUCUUCGGCACGCAUAUACCUGUCGAAAUGGUAGUACUGGGAGCGAAGGCUCUCGACAAAAGAACACCAGUCAAAUCUACAGAUCCCGAAACUCGGAGGUCGUCAUUGAAUAACACGUUCAAGAUACUCAUUGCCUUUGCCCUCGUGGAAAGAAAUGAGAAUACCGAAGCCUCCUCAGCCAGCUCGCAUAGUACUCGCAGUGUCGAUAUGGGUCAGGAUAGCCUCGAUAUAUUAAGAAUCCAUGGAAUUGUUCAGGCCUUUUUCGUUGACGCGCUUGCGGAAGAGAAACAAGCAUCGUUCUGGUUGGAACGGGCAAUAUGCGUCUUCUGCAAAGCUUUCGACAUGAGCGACCGCCGAGCUACCGACGACCCCCAAACAGGAGUACCUGAAGACUUCCGAAGGCUUCGCAUCCACGGAGAGCGAUUACUAGCCCAUACAAGCCGGUUCGAAAAAAGAAACAAGGAACUCACCCAGUGCCGAGAAUUUGUCGAAUCACGUUUGAACACCAUUGAUAAGCGAAUCGAUGAACUAACUAGACGAAUCACGGACGGCUCUAGUCAAGGGUCUGAACCAGCAGUGGUCUCUGUAUUCGAGCGGACAAACAGUCUAUCUGAAGAGGAUACGUCAACGCCUCCGAGCAAUAGCAGCAUAGCCGAACCCUAUAUCUUGUAUGACGAAAACUCACCGCUGUCACCGUUAGAGUCUCCAGCAAUCUACAGUAUCAGCGACUAUAAUCCUUAUCAUUGGCAUGUUACUUAUCCGCACGGCGUACCAUACGACGAUAAAGACCAUUCAAGAACUGUAACGCCACAACCAGCGCCAACAGAAGUUUUCGAGUCAAUGUCAAUGCCAGACGAUGAUGAAGUUACAAGGAGGGUGUUCGGCCCCAACCAUCGAACUAUCAAACGGCACGCCGGGCGGCGCUACCGUGACCAUGCCGGUUCUUGGAGAGCCGCCUCUCAGAUACUGAGCGACCCACGCGUUAGCAUUAGCCGCGAGACAGCAAAAGGCAUUAUCAACAGGUCAACUGUUGAGCAGAUGGCUAGACCACGCUCCCCUACAAAUAGCACUUCUUCCGAUACUACUAAAGCACGAAUGACCCUCGAUCGUAUCAACAGGGGCUCGCUUUCAUCGCAACAACAAAGCAUCGAGAGUAACAUUGAAUCCGUCAGCGAUGUUACUCCGGCCACACGUCCAAGGUUGAUAGCCGGCAGGCCAUCAUACGCCGAAGCUGUAGUUGGAGAGGAUUAUUCUCCCUCUGUAACUUUCUCAAGCCCAAUCCCAUCACCAAGUAGUGCCGCCACGUCAAUCCUUAGGCGCAGGGAGAAUGAUCGUUCCGUGUCACUCGACGGGCUCGCUCCGGUCAAAGUAUCUAGCCCUUUAGCUACGACUCCUCUCACCGUUACAUCGCCACCAUUACCAGCCCCUCCAACGGCGCAGACAACUUCUUUACCAGAGGGCGAUAAGACGGCUCACGUACCCAAGUCAUCUUCAGGGCCUCCAUCGAGACCACCCUCAACAUCGCCCUCGCAUUCUCCCUCAAUGCGAGCUUCAAGACCAUCCUCUGGGGUAUUAUCAAGGUCUGCACAAUCUAGCCCAUCCCAUCCCACAGGCCCUUUUGUCCCACCACCGAUUCCAAUUGAAGUCAACUCCAACAGCAGUCUACGCUCUUUACCUGCUCCUAAUCCUCAUCCAUGGGACUCUUCUACUAGACUUCCCCAACAUUCUAUUGCCAAAAGCGAUGACUAUCUUCCCUUAGCUCACUCAUUCCCUUCGAUCCGAACACCCCCUAGUCUCCCAUAUCCGCAUACAGCGCACAGUCCACCGGAGAGUUUACCCGCACCAGAACAUCCGCCCUCAUGGGUAGCGUCGUCCAUGUCUCCAAACUUGCAUCCGCAAGGUUAUUCUAGUCAACCUAUGUCGCGCGAUCCGAGCCACCAGUCAAGUCACAGCCACAGCUCGAGCUAUUCUUUGAAUCAUGCCCCUUCUCCAUUAGCACAUAGCUCAUCGCCAGGAUCUCAAGUGAUGCAGAGACCCCGCUCUCGUCGCCCAAGCGUAGUAGAAACAGAGCCCAGCCCGCGGUUAGACGGGCUUGAGCUUGAACCUGUAAUUACUAGUUAUUCGCUCUAUAACGAAUCGGCCCGUGGUCGUAAACGUACAGCAUCAGGAGGCUUGUCUCACUCCUCGAAUUCUCCAAGCCUGCUCUCACGAUUCAAACCAAGGAGAAGGGGAAGUAACGGGCGUCGCCACAAGUCGGCAAGUGGAAGAUUGAGUGGCUUAACUAGGAUCUCCAGGAUCAGUUUAAACCAGGACCCGAAGUCACCAAAGGAAGCUGAGCCAAUGUCACGGUCUGGUUCAGGCGGGAUUCGACUGGCAGAUGGUAGAGUCGUGGAGUUUGGGUCUCCGCGACAGGGAAGAGAGGUGUCGCCUAUUUCGGUGACAAGCGGCUCUGGCGUCGAUGUUGGCAAUGACCAGGGUGGUAGCCCAUCCAUCUCUUCGAGUCCUCCUCAAGCAUCGCCCAGAUUCAGCACUCAUAGGUUGAGUAGAAGAGGCAAGAAAGUGAAUUUGAAGGAAACGGCCAAUGCUUCCGACGUCGGGCUGGGGAUCUUACAGCAGCAAAGACAAUCGCCGUAAUUCCUCGAGAGCCAGCAGCUCUGUAUAUAACAUGCUACUUGCACUCGCUUAUCACCGAAACUAUAUUGUAUAUACGCAUACAUAUGAAUUUGCAUUUGCAUGGGGACGUUAUGCAUUUUAGGCUUGGAAAAAAAGAGAAAAAAAAAAGAGAAGACAACGAAAUUGCAUAUUUGGGAUUUGCUUUGUUGCAUUUGGGGAAGCGAGCAUUGGGAGGGAGAGUUGGAGAUGGUGUGAAGAUUGAUACCAGAAUGAGAUGCUUUGGGGUAGGUACAAGGUAACAUAUCUGUUAUUGGUUUUCUGGGCGGUGGGAGACGUGUACGAUAUACGACGUUAUAUUAGAAAGACAGUUUUUUGAUAUGGGAUAAGUAUACGGCAUCCCAUAUAAAUGCCAUACAUAGGUACACAAUAUGAAGAAGUGCUUUAGAUACCAGUUGUAAUGUUAUAACGAUCUUCUCGUUUGGCAAGCGUGAUAUUGGGACGUUGACAUCUUCACUAUAACAGGUAUAUGAAUUAUUUCAGGGAAGAAGUCUUCUAGAAAU